GAGAGCCCCCCGGUGGGGACGACCGAGGAGAGCGCCCUUCCCCCCGCGCGCUGAUUGCUGUGGCGUCCCGCCCGUCCCCGCCCGCGUGUGUGGGAGCUAGAGCCAGUGCGCUGGGUCGGCCCGAUGGGGGUAAUCGAGGGUUUCGGGGACGCCGAGCGGCAUUUUCCUCUUCCCAGUGAGUGAGGGAGGGAAGUCGGCGGCUCUCGCGCCCGGCCACUUUCUCUGCGCGAUUCCCCGAGCUCCCUGCAGGAGGUGAAAGUCCCCGGCGGGUCCGGAUGGCGUAGUUGCGCCGCGGCGCAGCAGCUGCUGGAGCUCGCGGCCGCCGAGCGCUGGGCGGGGAAACUUUGCUGUGCUUUCCUCCAACUUGCCGCGGGUGGGUCUGCGCUUGACACACCGCCUCCGAGGAGAUUUGAAAAUUGCUAAGAGGAAUUUUAAGACCACUUCUGAUUUGCAAAGAUCGUCUGCUUUCUGAAGAACAGCAGGCAGAGGUGACUAGACAAGACACACUGUUGGAGAAUAAAAAUGACUUCCCAUUACGUGGUCACCAUCUUGGCCCUGAUGAGCUCCUCUUUAGCCACGGCAGGUCCAGAGCCUGGCGCCCAGUGUGAACUGUCACCUGUCAAUGCCUCCCAUCCUGUCCAGGCCCUGAUGGAGAGCUUCACCGUCCUGUCAGGCUGUGCCAGCAGAGGCACGACUGGGCUGCCGCAGGAGGUUCAUGUCCUGAACCUCCGCACCGCGGACCAGGGGCCCGGCCAGCCACACAGAGAGGUCACUCUACACCUGAAUCCCAUCUCCUCAGUUCACAUUCACCACAAGCCUGUCGUGUUCCUUCUCAACUCCCCACAGCCCCUGGUCUGGCAUCUGAAGACGGAGAGACUUGCCACUGGAGUCUCUAGACUUUUCUUGGUGUCUGAGGGUUCUGUGGUCCAGUUUUCAUCAGGAAACUUCUCCUUGACAGCAGAAACAGAAGAAAGGAACUUCCCCCAUGGAAAUGAACAUCUGUUGAAUUGGGCCCGAAAGGAGUAUGGAGCAGUUACUUCAUUCACGGAACUCAAGAUAGCAAGAAACAUUUAUAUUAAAGUGGGGGAAGAUCAAGUGUUCCCUCCCAAGUGCAACAUAGGGAAGAAUUUUCUCUCGCUCAAUUACCUUGCUGAGUACCUUCAACCCAAAGCAGCAGAAGGGUGUGUGCUGUCCAGCCAGCCCCAGGAUAAGGAAGUACACAUCAUCGAGUUAAUCACGCCCAACUCCAACCCCUACAGUGCUUUCCAGGUGGAUAUAAUAAUUGAUAUAAGACCUUCUCGAGAGGAUCCUGAGGUGGUCAAAAAUCUCAUCCUGAUCUUGAAGUGCAAAAAAUCUGUCAACUGGGUGAUCAAAUCUUUUGAUGUUAAAGGAAACCUGAAAGUCAUUGCUCCUAACAGUAUUGGCUUUGGGAAAGAGAGUGAAAGAUCCAUGACAAUGACCAAAUCAAUAAGAGAUGACGUUCCUUCAACACAAGGGAAUCUGAUGAAGUGGGCUUUGGACAAUGGGUAUAGUCCAGUAACAUCGUACACAAUGGCUCCUGUGGCUAAUAGAUUUCACCUUCGGCUUGAAAACAAUGAGGAGAUGAGAGAUGAGGAAGUCCAUACCAUCCCUCCCGAGCUGCGGAUCCUGCUGGACCCCGGCACCCUGCCUGCCCUGCAGAACCCACCCAUCCGGGGUGGGGGAGGCCGAAGUGGAGGCCUCCCCUUUCCUUUCCCUGAUAUCUCCAGGAGAGGCUGGAAGGAAGGGGGAGAAGAUGGGAUCCCCCGGCCAAGGGACCCUGCCAUCCCCAGCAUACAGCUGUUUCCUGGCCCCAGAGAACCGGAAGAGGUGCACGGAAGCAUGGAUGUCGCCCUGUCAGUCAAAUGUGACAACGAGAAGAUGAUCGUGGCUGUAGAAAAAGAUUCUUUUCAGGCCAAUGGCUACCCAGGGAUGGAGCUCACCUUGUUGGAUCCUGCCUGCAAGGCCAGGAUGAAUGGCACCCACUUCGUUUUGGAGUCUCCCCUAAAUGGUUGCGGUACUCGGCACCGGCGGUCAGCCCCCGAUGGUGUGGUUUACUAUAACUCCAUUGUAAUACAGGUUCCCUCCCCUGGGGAUAGUAGUGGUUGGCCAGAUGGUUAUGAAGAUUUGGAGUCAGGUGAUAAUGGAUUUCCAGGAGAUAUAGAUGAAGGAGAUGCUUCCUUAUUCAGCCGACCUGAAAUUGUGUUUAAUUGCAGCCUGCGGCAGGUGAGGAAUCCCAGUAGCUUCCAGGACCAGCUCCACGGAAACAUCACCUUCAACAUGGAGCUCUACAACACUGACCUCUUUCUGGUGCCCUCCCAGGGGGUCUUCUCUGUGGCAGAGAAUGGACAGGUUUAUGUUGAGGUAUCUGUUACUAAGGCUGACCAGGAACUGGGGUUUGCUAUCCAAACAUGCUUUAUCUCUCCGUAUUCAAACCCCGAUAGGAUGUCUGAUUAUACUAUCAUUGAGAACAUUUGUCCUAAAGAUGAAUCUGUGAAAUUCUACAGUCCCAAAAGAGUGCGCUUUCCUAUCCCACAAGCUGAGAUGGAUAAGAAGCGAUUCAGCUUCGUCUUCAAGCCUGUCUUCAACACCUCGCUGCUCUUUCUACAGUGUGAGCUUACUCUGUGUACCAAGAAGGAGAAGGACCCCCAGAAGUUGCCUAAGUGCGUGCCGCCCGAUGAAGCCUGCACCUCGCUGGAUGCCUCGAUGAUCUGGGCCAUGAUGCAGAAUAAGAAGACGUUCACCAAGCCCCUGGCUGUGAUCCACCACGAAGGAGAAUUGAAAGAAAAAGGUCCAAGCAUUAAGGAACCAAAUCCAAUUCCUCCACCAAUUUUCCAUGGUCUGGACACCCUAACCGUGAUGGGCAUUGCAUUUGCAGCAUUUGUGAUCGGAGCACUCCUGACGGGGGCCUUGUGGUACAUCUAUUCUCACACAGGGGAGACAGCAGGAAGGCAGCAAGUCCCCACGUCCCCGCCGGCCUCAGAGAACAGCAGCGCGGCGCACAGCAUUGGCAGCACCCAGAGCACGCCCUGCUCCAGCAGCAGCACCGCCUAGCCCGGCCGGCCUCUGCCAGGGUGGGGCCGAUGCUGAGCCUCCAGCUCCGAAGGCUGAAUUUCGGUUCCCUUGUAAAGAAAGAGUGACUUGCAGUAUAAAGAUCACCCGUUGUAUUCACCCCCCCCCCCACCCAGGGCUAAUGUAGAAUCCACGUGAAAAAGCUAAGGGGGGUGGCCUUCUCCACCAGCCCUCACAGGCCUGGGGGUUUUCAAUGUGAAACACGUGCCAGUUUUUAAAAUGCUGCUUUGUCCCGUUGAGAACAUCCAUAAUUGGGGGCCCUGAGUUUUACCCAGACUCAAGGAGUUUGUAAAAAGGAUAAUAGCCAGAUAGUAGAACCAGUGAGGAGAUGUGGCCAAAGAUUCUUUUAUGUCUGAACCAAGAUGUAAAACAAAAGAAAUGCUUCAAGGCUUUGUAAGCGUUCCUCCAUGUCUAACACGCACCUUUGCGGGAUGCACACUUCUGACCUUGCUGCCACACCCCGUGGGGUCUGACUCGUCUCCAGGGGUGCCGCCCUUGGGGACUGCAUCCUGACUGCAGCAAGGCAACAUUCCUUUCUUGUGCCCUGGGCCAAAACCAAUGCUGAUUACCUUAUCAGCUUCCUGUUUAUUCCCGUACU
Molecule: messenger RNA, 3688 nt
Organism: Lemur catta (Ring-tailed lemur)
Lineage: Eukaryota; Metazoa; Chordata; Mammalia; Primates; Lemuridae
Gene: TGFBR3
Product: transforming growth factor beta receptor 3
Exons: 17
Coding region: 523-3072 (849 amino acids)
Source: RefSeq, a predicted model, not a curated record